AUGCGAACAGCGUACCUCGUCGCCAUCUUGGCGUCGCAGAUGAUCAGCGCCGAGCUCCCUCGCCAGUGCGGCGGCGUCGGCUUCCACGGACCGACCGCGUGCCCGCUUCAAUAUGCGUGUACGUACGUCAGCGCUUCGUUGAGCCAGUGCACACCCGUGGUCCAUCGAUACCUGCGCCAGCGCCAAGAGACCACGGACGCACCCACCGAUGAGCUGACGGAUGCUCCCACCGACGCACCUACCGAGGCACCCACCGAGGCACCCACAGAUGCUCCCGCCGCUGAGGCCACCGAGCUUCCCACGGACAAGCCGACGGAGUCUCCCAUCGACAAGCCGACGGAGUUUCCCAUCGACAAGCCGACUGAUGCCCCCACAAAUGAGCCGACCGACGCUCCCACCGAUGAGCCGACUGACGCUCCCACCGUUGAGCCGACGGAGGCCCCCGCCGCUGAGGCCACCGAGCUUCCCACGGACGAGCCGACGGAGGCUGCCACCGAUAAGCCAACCGAUGAACCAACGGAGGCCCCUGCCGUUGAGUCCACCGAGCUUCCCACUGACGCACCCACCGAAGCCCCCACAGAUGCUCCAACGGAUGAAGCGACUGAUGCACCCGCCGUUGAGUCUACUGAGCUUCCCACUGACGAGCCGACGGAGGCUCCCACCGAUGCGCCGACUGAUGCUAACACCGAUGAGUCUACUGAGCUUCCCACCGACGCACCCACCGAAGCCCCCACAGACGCACCUACAGAUGAAACUGAUGCUCCCGCCGACGAGUCCACCGAGCUUCCCACAGACGAGCCGACAGAGGCUGCCAUCGAUGAGCCGACUGAUGCACCCGCCGUUGAGUCUACUGAGCUUCCCACUGACGAGCCGACGGAGGCUGCCAUCGAUGAGCCGACGCAGGCCCCCACCGAUGAGUCGACUGAGAUUCCCACGGACAAGCCGACCGACGCACCCAUCGAUGAACCAACAGAUGCUCCGACCGACAAGCCGACAGAGGCUCCGACCGACGAGUCGGGCGAGGUCCUUAUUGACGAGCCGACGGCCGCCUCCACGGCUGAGCCCACGAGCGCUUCGACAGCGGCGCCGACGGACGCACCGACCGAGGCUCCUACCGACGCUCCCACGGACGCCCCAAAGGGUGCCACUCCCAAAGCAACCGAAGAGACCGCUUCGCUCACGACCAACGUCGGUGGUCUUGUGCUGACGACUGCGCCGUCGCCCAGUGACGUUGCAAUCCGGUAUGGCCAAUGCGGCGGCUUGAACUUUAGCGGCCCUGUGCUCUGCCCCGAAGGCUUUGCAUGUGAGUACAGCAACGAGUACUACUCGCAGUGCGUCCCGAUCCCAGACCUCCCCGGCGUCCGCACGUGGGGCCAAUGCGGCGGCAACAACUACGACGGACCCUCCGACUGCGAAGUCGGGAGCUACUGCUUCGAGUGGUCCGACUGGUACGCGCAGUGCCUCCCGAUCUAACCGCUUUCUCUUUUGUGUCGUAACACGUUUUAACACGUCUCGUCUGCCCAUCGCCUACCUUUGCUGACAGCGUCCUA
Messenger RNA from Saprolegnia diclina VS20, 1550 nucleotides. RefSeq lists its product as hypothetical. NCBI's taxonomy places the organism in Eukaryota, Oomycota, Saprolegniomycetes, Saprolegniales, Saprolegniaceae. The transcript has a single exon. Gene Ontology annotation, cellular component: extracellular region. Bases 1 to 1473 code for a protein of 490 amino acids. The record is from RefSeq and is a predicted model, not a curated record. Gene Ontology annotation, biological process: carbohydrate metabolic process. Gene Ontology annotation, molecular function: cellulose binding.